Messenger RNA from Thrips palmi, 2226 nucleotides. RefSeq lists its product as uncharacterized. NCBI's taxonomy places the organism in Eukaryota, Metazoa, Arthropoda, Insecta, Thysanoptera, Thripidae. The record is from RefSeq and is a predicted model, not a curated record. The coding region runs from base 109 to 1845 and encodes 578 amino acids. The transcript is spliced from 9 exons.
CCUCCCUUCUCACAGCCGCCGCUGCCGCCGCUGCCGCCGCACUCGGCCGCCUACCGCCAGAGCAGCUCACAGAGCCUGGUGACCCUGGUGACCGACAAGCUGGAGAAGAUGGAUGACCGCCUGGACAGACUGGACGUGCGGCUGGACAAGCUGGACACGAGGCUGGACAAGCUGGACGAGAAGCUGCGCGUGGUGGACACCAUGUGGGACACGCGCUACCGCCUGGACACGCUGGACCGGCGCCUGGGCGACCUGGACAGCAAGGUGGAGCGCAGGAUGGGCGAGCUGGACUCGACGCUGGAGCGUCGCUUCGACAAACUGACCGAGUCGGUGGCGUCCCACGACCACAAGGACAGCAGCGCCAAGGACCAGCUGGUGCGCAAGGUGGACAACGUGUACGAGCGCAUCAUCUACAUGGAGAACAACAGCAUCAACAAGAUCCAGGUGACGGCGUCCUCCAUCCUGGACAAGGCGCAGUCCGCGUCCGCGGAGCUGCACCGCGUCGCGGAGCAGGCCGAGCAGGCCGUCGGCCAGGCCGUGGGCCAGGCCCGCGCCGAGCUGCGGGCAGGCUUGGCCGCGUUGCACGCCCAGGUCAACGCCACGCACGACCACGUCCUGAAUGCCACCACGGCCGUGGCCAUGCAGGCUCCCCAGGAGGACGACGAGUCGGAGCGGCGCGUCUGCGUGGAUGCCGGCGAAACGACCACCAAGACGAUCAAGCAGCACAUCGACGUCAAGACGGACCUCAUGUCGAGCAAGGUUAGCAAUCUGUACAACGACAUGUGGCGACGCGUCAACACGCUCGAGUCCACCGUCAAGAGCAUCGUGUCGCUGAGCAACGCGACGAGGCGCGACGUGCAGGCGCUCAACGUGGCCGUGGCGGGCGUGCAGCACGGCAGCAGAGGCUACCCUCGCCAACCGGCGCUCGAACCAGGCAACCUCGAGUACGCCCUCAACCUGCACCACACGGCGCUGGAGCGGCAGCUCCGGGAGCUGCGGGACACGCUGCUGGACGAGCUGCGCAACGUGCAGCAGGUGCAGGACACGUUCCUCAGCACGUGCAACCGGCUCAACGACAAGGACCACAGCAUGGACGAGAAGCUGGGCCGCGUGCUGGUGCACCACACGGAGUACCUGCUGCAGCACCGCAACGUGCUGGCCGAGGUCAAGCGGCAGCUCAAGACGCACAGCACGGUGGCCGGCCGCGCCGCCAGCAACGCCACGGAGGGCAUUAAGCGUCUGGAGGCUGCGGUUCGCGGGCUGACGGAGCACGGUCGGCUGGAGGUGAGGCGGAUCGAGCAGGCGCUGGAGCGGGUGGACAACGCCUCCGUGGCGAUGCAGAAUGCGAGUGACAGAAUGUUGGCGUGUGGCGGCUCCCUCGGCGCUGGGCUGGGCGUCGGGCUGGGCGUCGGGCUGGGGGCUGGCGCGGGGCUGGCCGAGGAGGAGGCCGCUUGGUCCGAACUUCUGCAGCACAACGAGUCGCUGGUCACGGUCACGGCACCCAACUCUCAGCCCGCCAUUUCAACGGCCACUAGUACAGCCAGCUCGCCCAGCACCACGGCCGCCAGCGUGGACGGCGUGGACCUCGCCCUGGUGGACAGCAACGGCCUCCAACGGCCGCCGCCAAAGGAGCCCCCGGGCGGCCAGGGCCAGGGCCAGGGCCUCGGUCAGGUGUCGCAAGAGGGGGCGGCCGGCAACGGACUGCACCGGGAACAGCGGAGGGGGGCCGUCGAGCAGCAAGUCCACUCGACGGACAGCAGUCAGGACAGCGUGACGGACCUGAGCUCGGUGGACGAGGACGACUACGCCGAGACGGACGACGACGAGGCGGACUUGCUUGAUUAGACUCGAUUGGACGCAGUUGGGCUAGCCUGGGCUAGCCUGGGCUAGCCGACAGCACCUCGAACGCGUGUUGAAGAUGUUGCCCUGUGCAGUAUGCUUGAGUGGGAGACCAUCUCACUCGGACAGUCGGUGUACCAAAACCAAUCUCUACUUUAAGUAACAUUGAAAAUGUGCCUUCAUUACUGAAAGAAAUGUGUUUAUUUUGGUGAACAUAUCUCAUUAAUUAUUGAUUAAGGCAAUUAUUUCUGAUUUCACAUGUAAGUAGGAUAUUUAAAAUAUAUGUUAAGAAUACAAACAUCUACUUCACUGAAAUAUGGGUGAAAAUCAUAUUCCAAUAAAUUUAUGAAAUAAAAAGUAAGCUUUGAUACAGAACAGACUUGAAAA